Messenger RNA from Exophiala spinifera, 1431 nucleotides. Its product is annotated as serine hydroxymethyltransferase, cytosolic. The transcript has 4 exons. The record is from RefSeq and is a predicted model, not a curated record. Gene Ontology annotation, cellular component: cytoplasm. Gene Ontology annotation, molecular function: pyridoxal phosphate binding; glycine hydroxymethyltransferase activity; zinc ion binding. Gene Ontology annotation, biological process: tetrahydrofolate interconversion; folic acid metabolic process; L-serine catabolic process. Bases 1 to 1431 code for a protein of 476 amino acids. Lineage: Eukaryota; Fungi; Ascomycota; Eurotiomycetes; Chaetothyriales; Herpotrichiellaceae.
AUGGGCUCAACCACCAACUCCAGCUAUGCCCUCUCAGAGGCACACAAGGACAUGCUCGAAAAGUCCUUGGUCGAGUCUGAUCCUGAAAUCGCCGAGAUCAUGAAAAAAGAAAUCAAGCGUCAACGAGAGUCCAUCAUCCUCAUUGCCUCCGAGAACGUCACGUCCCGCGCCGUCUUCGAUGCCCUCGGCUCGCCCAUGUCAAACAAGUACUCUGAAGGAUACCCCGGAGCGAGAUACUACGGAGGAAACCAACACAUCGACGCGGUCGAACUCACGUGCCAGGCGAGAGCCUUGAAGGCCUUCAACCUCGACCCGGAGAAAUGGGGGGUCAACGUGCAGCCACUCAGCGGUAGCCCUGCGAACUUGCAGGUCUACCAGGCCAUCAUGCGGCCCCACGACAGACUCAUGGGUCUGGACUUGCCUCACGGUGGCCAUUUGAGUCACGGAUACCAAACCCCACAGAAGAAGAUCUCAGCAGUAUCAACCUACUUCGAGACCUUCCCAUACCGAGUCAACCUCGAAACCGGCAUUAUUGACUAUGACCGACUUGAAGAGAACGCUCAGCUGUAUAGACCCAAGUGCCUCGUCGCCGGAACCUCGGCCUACUGCAGACUGAUCGAUUAUGCCCGUAUGCGCCAGAUCGCCGACAAGGUCGGAGCGUACUUGAUCGUGGAUAUGGCCCACAUCUCCGGUCUGAUCGCUGCAGGAGUCAUUCCUUCGCCAUUCGAGCAUGCUGAUGUUGUCACGACCACCACCCACAAGUCCCUGCGCGGACCUCGUGGUGCCAUGAUCUUCUUCCGCAAGGGCGUACGUAGCACUGACCCCAAGACUGGCAAGCAGGUCCUUUACGACCUCGAAGGGCCCAUCAAUUUCUCCGUCUUCCCAGGCCAUCAAGGUGGCCCUCACAACCACACCAUCACUGCUCUUGCCGUAGCGCUCAAGCAGGCUGCCACCCCCGAGUUCCGCGCGUACCAAGAACAGGUAGUCAAGAACGCAAAGGCUCUGGAAAACGAGUUCAAGGCUCUCGGCUACAAGCUUGUAGCGGACGGUACCGACUCGCACAUGGUCCUCCUCGACCUGCGCCCUCAGAGCCUGGACGGUGCUCGUGUCGAGGCCGUUCUGGAGCAGAUCAACAUUGCCUGCAACAAGAACAGUAUCCCGGGAGACAAGUCCGCCCUGACUCCCUGUGGUAUCCGUAUCGGUACACCAGCCAUGACCUCCCGAGGAUUUGGUGAGGAAGACUUCAAGCGUGUCGCUCGGUACAUCGACCAGAGCAUCAAGCUGUGCAAGCAGGUCCAGGGUGGCCUGCCCAAGGAAGCCAACAAGCUCAAGGACUUCAAGGCAGCAGUUGCCAGUGAUACUGUGCCUGAGAUCCAGAAGCUGAGACAGGAAAUUGCGGAAUGGUCUUCCACUUUCCCUCUCCCCGUGUAA